UUAAUCCUAACCACGUGGGGCCGGAGCCGAAGCGCCUGCGGACGGCCUACACGCGCCAGCAGGUUCUGGAGCUCGAGAAGGAGUUCCACUUCAGCCGCUACCUCACGCGCCGCCGCCGCGUCGAGGUGGCCCACGCGCUCUGCUUGUCGGAGCGGCAGGUGAAGGUGUGGUUCCAGAACCGGCGCAUGCGCUGGAAGAAGGACAACAAGCUGCCCAACACCAAGGGGAGGAGCAAAAACAAGAAGGCGACGGACAACAACAACAACAACAACAACAACAACAACAACAACAAC
Plectropomus leopardus (leopard coralgrouper) is the source of this 293-nucleotide messenger RNA. Lineage: Eukaryota; Metazoa; Chordata; Actinopteri; Perciformes; Serranidae. The record is from RefSeq and is a predicted model, not a curated record.